Molecule: messenger RNA, 498 nt
Organism: Nipponia nippon (crested ibis)
Lineage: Eukaryota; Metazoa; Chordata; Aves; Pelecaniformes; Threskiornithidae
Source: RefSeq, a predicted model, not a curated record
AUGAAUGUCUUGAAAAGACAUUCCCUCCCAAGCCUCUUUGACAACUCGUGCUCUAUCACCUACCAACAAGCACGACGGAAAGCACAGAAAGUGCUCUCUUCCACAUUCAGUAGCCCUGAUGAAGAAACAGAUUCUGCACAGACAGCAAGUAACAAACUACUGGGAAACUUCAAGCUGCAAUCAGUUUUGGGUCCUGAAGGGGAGCAGCUGCAGAGAAGCAGCUCGUUUCUUGGAUGGGAGGCGUUGAAGGACUUGUAUAGUUUAAAUGACUAUAAUGAAUACGUACCUGUGGCAGACGACUUCAAAGAACUUGUUCGCCAGGUAGAAGAAGCUGUUCAGAAGGACAGGGGAGGAACAGGAAUUGCAAACCCCAUGGGAUCAAACGCUUAUCUUUGGGCCAGGUAUCCCAGAAGAAAACGAGAAUCUCUGGGUUUGGCAGGAAUGUGUUGCAAAUGGGGCUGUACAAAAGCUGAGAUUAGUACUAUAUGCAGAGUUUAA